Molecule: messenger RNA, 8064 nt
Organism: Acinonyx jubatus (cheetah)
Lineage: Eukaryota; Metazoa; Chordata; Mammalia; Carnivora; Felidae
Gene: SNAPC3
Product: small nuclear RNA activating complex polypeptide 3
Exons: 10
Coding region: 405-1643 (412 amino acids)
Biological process (GO): snRNA transcription by RNA polymerase III; snRNA transcription by RNA polymerase II
Cellular component (GO): snRNA-activating protein complex
Molecular function (GO): bent DNA binding; core promoter sequence-specific DNA binding; RNA polymerase II cis-regulatory region sequence-specific DNA binding
Source: RefSeq, a predicted model, not a curated record
CACGAACCCCGGAGUCAAGGAACAGUCUCGCAUCCCGGAGCCAAAUACUGCAAUGAUCGGGGAUCGAAGGGCGUACAGAGGCCGCCCUACCUAGCAGAGAGCGACGCCACGUAACCGUGGGGGACGGGAAUGCAACAACACAGGUGACCCCGCACCGAGAACCCAACCAACAGCUGCUCGUGAAUCCGCGAGCGGAGAACAAUGCGCUCAGCCCUGAGCGCGGAAGCUCGCGGUGCCGCGCCCGGGGGCGUGCCCGGCCCGGGGCCUGCUGGGAAAUGUAGUGUCUGAAGCUGAGCCCACGCAGCCCCGCCGCCCCUCGGACCGAGCCCCGUGCAACUACAAGUCCCAUUACGCUCCGCGUAGUCUUGAUCGCCCGGCUUUUGCAGGGAAAGGAGUGGGUGAACAUGGCUGAAGGCACCCGGAUCGGCCCAACGUGCCACGGGAUGGGUAGCAGGCAGGACCCCGUCUCCAGCAGUGGGAGCUGCAACUUUCCAGAGUACGAGCUUCCCGAGCUAAAUACGCGUGCAUUCUAUGUGGGCGCUUUCGGGGAGCUGUGGCGGGGCCGGUUGCGCGGAGAAGGGGACUUGUCGCUGAAGGAGCCGCAAGCAUCCGCGCUGCCAGGGAGCCAAGGGGUCGCCGAGUGGGGCCAGGAGGAUGCUGCGGUGGCCCGGGAUCUGGGCUGCAGCUUGGAGGCGGCAGCAGAGCUGCGGGCCGUGUGCGGCCUUGAUAAAUUAAAGUGCCUUGAGGCGGGUGAGGACCCAGAAGUCAUCCCAGAGGACACCGACCUAGUGACUUUGGGGGUUAGAAAGAGGCUUCUGGAACAGCGGGAAGAAACCAUAACGAUAGAUCGGGUUUGCAGGCAAGAAACCUUUGCUUACGAGAUGGAGUCACAUGCCAUAGGAAAAAAGCCUGAAAACCCAGCAGACAUGGUUGAAGAGGGGGAGCUUAUCCUAUCUGUGAAUAUCUUGUACCCCGUUAUAUUUCAUAAGCACAAAGAACACAAACCAUACCAGACGAUGCUGGUAUUGGGCAGUCAAAAGCUCACGGAACUGAGGGAUUCAAUUUGUUGUGUCAGUGACCUCCAGAUUGGUGGUGAAUUCAGCAACACUCCUGAUCAAGCUCCUGAGCACAUAAGCAAAGACCUGUACAAAUCAGCCUUCUUUUAUUUUGAAGGAACAUUUUAUAAUGAUAAGAGAUACCCUGAGUGCAGAGAUUUGAGCAGAACUAUCAUUGAGUGGUCAGAGUCCCAUGAUAGAGGCUAUGGAAAAUUUCAGACCGCUAAAAUGGAAGAUUUUACCUUCAAUGACUUGUAUAUUAAACUGGGUUUUCCUUACUUAUAUUGUCACCAGGGAGACUGUGAGCAUGUUGUCGUCAUCACUGACAUAAGGCUUGUGCAUCGUGAUGACUGCUUGGAUAGGACCCUUUAUCCCCUUCUUAUCAAGAAGCAUUGGUUGUGGACCAGAAAAUGUUUUGUUUGUAAAAUGUACACAGCCAGAUGGGUGACGAACAAUGACAGUUUUGCACCAGAGGACCCAUGUUUCUUUUGUGAUGUUUGCUUUCGGAUGCUCCACUAUGAUUCAGAAGGCAACAAACUGGGAGAAUUCCUUGCUUAUCCUUAUGUUGAUCCUGGAACCUUUAAUUAAUAACAAAAGUACACCCUUGUGAAGUAACUACCCUGUGGAUGGUUACUUUAUUUCCAAAACAUGUCACUGAGGAACAGGAUCCACCCGACACAAUCAGCCAGUUACCCACCCCCCUGCACAAGUUCAGAUCACAGGUUUUCUUACAAAGUAACUUGUGUUUAGAAAUACAUUAGUUUAGUAUUUAUUCCAAAAUAUGGUUAUUAUUUAGUGCCUCUGCCCAUUAAGUGUGUUUAUCUAAGUUGUAGGAGUACUUUAUAUAUUUUGAAUACAAAUCCUUUGUCAGAUUCAAGUGUUCUGAUUUUUGCCCAGUCUGUGGCUUGUCUAUUCAUUCUGUGUCCAGAGUGGUUUUUGCUAAUCUGUAAUUAGAAAAAUUCAGUUAAUGAUACAUCAAGUGGUGGGAGUAUUUUGAAAAUGCUUUGAAGAGUGCGAGAGCUACACCUUGUACCGUGAGGCUUCCAAGGUAAACAUCAUUCAAUUAUCUGUAAUAAAAAUGAGGAACAAGAAUAAAAGUAGAUUUAACAAAUAACAGCAUUAAGAAUAGCUAUUGUGUAAUGUGUUCUCACAGUGGUUUCGUUUAUAGUGUUUUGUUAGAAACUAGUAGGCACACUAAACAUUUUAAUGAGACUCACUGCAUGAAUAAUGAAUGUAAAAGGAUCCUGAGUAUAUACUCCUACCUUCACAAAAGCAACCUUUAAAUUGAAGAUUGAUUUCUUGGGCAAGAAUUUUUUCAGUUUAAUGUUAUUAAAAGAAAGUAGCAGAUUUUGAGGCACCUGGCUGGCUCAGCCGGUACAGCGUGCAACUCCUGAUCUCAGGUUAGAAGUUCAAGCCCCACGUUGGGUAUAGAGGUUACUUAAAAAUAAAAUCUUAAGAAUAGCGGAUUUUAUGUACUAUGACCACUGGGACAUGGGUGGGACAUGGGAAGUCAAGAUCCUGUGGAUUGCUAGGAUCACUCAUUCUUGGGCAAGAAUACCCAAUAUUCUAUCAGAAUCAGUUGGACCAGAGGUUUUCUGGUCCAGCUCUUUCAUUUUUCUGGCCCCCUCACUCGGAUAAUCCUACUUAUUCUCUUUCAUUCUGGUCCAGAGGACACCUUUGAUGAAUUCCAAGAUCUAGGUCAUUAGAGAAAAUUGUAGUUAUCUAGUUGUCUAUAUUGAAAUGUUUUCUGGAAACUUUUGGUGGAAAGUUUAAGACUUCUAAGAAUGCUGUAAAAUUGUUCCUUUUAAACGUGUCAUAAAUUCUGCUCUCUCUCUUCUAGGUUAUUUAAAGUCACUUGAGUUCCACAUUCCCUGGAUGGUUAAGAGCAUUUACCAUACAAGUCAAAACUGAUGAAUCCUUUAAGCCUGUAUGUUUAAAAGAUUGGCAGUGAAAUGUUUUGUGGACUUAAGUACCACAUACCCAAUUAAGUCCAUUGCUGGACAGAGGACACGCCCCUGUUUCUGGUAUGUGUAGUGACCGUCUCUUUCACUCAUUCAGUGAAUACACCACCAGAGGAUCAGUAUAAAGAACUAAGAGAUCCCUCCCUCCCUUGCCUGGCUUCAGUUGCUGCCUAAAUGUUUACUUUCAUGUUUCCAAUGAUGCUAAUUAAUAAAUUCAACAGAUUGAAAAUUCUGCUACAAACCUAUUGAUUUAACCAAUUCCUAGAAUUUCCAGGGGUAAAAAUGAAUUUCUGCAUCCUUUAUUUUUAAACUGCAUUCCGUUUAGUUCUUGCAUUAGUAUGCAAGGGUCUGUUUACUUCUAUUCAUUUUCCUUUCCUAGUCUCAAAACAGAAAAUUCCAAAAAGUGCAUUGUCCCAGUGGAAGCAUUAAUCCAUAUGUGGUGCCCAUCAAUUCAUUUUAGUGGACGAAGAAGACUGUCAGUUAAAAUAUUACUGCUAGUAAAAUUCUUACUUUAUCAUUAAUAUUGUCCUGCUGGCUCUUAAGGUUAAACUUUCCCAUCAAAAUUACAAAGGCUCUGAUAUCUUUUUAUCAUUUCCUUGUGAAAUCUAGAGGAAGAAAGGCUAACCUUGUUACUCCCAGAAUUUGCCAGUGUAUUGUUGGAUACACAGGUGUCCCACCAAAUUCAAGUCAAAAGAACUUCUAACUUUGAAAUAGUCCUAAAAGAGGUAUUGAGUGAGGGAUUUUAUAGCUGUAAAAUUCAGUGUUAAACAUGACUUAAAUUACAUAUUUUACCUGAUGCAAAGCAAAUAUGAAAAUACUGUAAUGAACUUUAUUUAAUCAGUAUCCUCUGUAGUUAGAAUAAGAUUUUGAUAUAACAGUAGAUGAGUGUGUGCAAAAAUCAGUAUUUAGAAAAGCAAAAUUGGUUUAUGUCUUUCAACCCCUGGUAUCUUGUAAGGAUAAUUUUACCUUCUCCCAAUCCAGUCACAGUAUCUUUAUCAUCUCUAAGGUUAGAGAACUAAAUUAAAAACAUUUCUACCUACGUAGCGGUUCAUUUCUUAAGGUUUGUAAUUAUGGGUUUGCUAUUUCCAAUAGAUCAUCCUUUCUCUGACCAGUGGGACAAAAUAAGGUGUUAGUGAAGCCCUCACAGCCUUGUAAAAAGCCUUUGCUCUUAUGUAGGAUUAGUUGGCAGACCUCAUCUUGACCCGACCUCUUCAACCAGGUAAGUGUGUGUGGGUACACUAUAAUCAGUGUUAUCAGCCAAAAGCGGGUAAAAUAUCUUCCUACUGUUUGAAAUUACAGGAUAAAACAGCAGAUGGCUUAAGACAGUCGUUUAUACAUUGUUUCUCCAAUUCAGAUGGUACCUGUGAAAUUUCUCCAAAGCAGCUAAGAAAACUUUAGACAAUUCGUUCUGUAGGGCCACAACGUACUCUCUUUUUCCAGAAAACUUUAACAUUGAUUUUUGAGAGAGAGGGAGACAUAAUCCAAAGCAGGCUCCAAGCUAUCAGCACAGAGCCCACAUGGAGCUCAAACUCACAAACUGUGAAAUGACGACCUGAGCUUAAGUCAGAUGCCCAACCGACUGAGCCACCCAGACACCCACUCUUUUAAAUGUUAUCCAGUGGUUGAAAAAACAUGAAGUAGGUGGUUUAUACCUACCAAAAGAAAAGAUUUUUCCCCACUUUUGUUAGCUAUCUCAUUUAAAUUAUCUUGGUGACUUGACUUGUUCAGCACUGGAGUUUUGACCAAAUACACAAUUUAAAUUGAGAAAAUGCUCCUGAAAGUUAUUGGUAUUUAUGACUUUUUAGGAGUUCUCACAGUGGUAGUUACCUGUGAAUCAGCCUAUGACAAACCGAAAAUAGAAGGCCAGUUACGUUUAACACUAUGUAAGUCAAUGGUUUAGAGCAAGGCCAGCCCAAACACGCAGACAUAAGUUAUCAGAAAGCUAUUACAUAGAUCUCCUGAAGUUGAAUAUUCUGUGGUUUCUCAGUAAAACUGUUAUCAAUCUGCUGGGUCACAGAAGAAAAGGGGAGGGUGAACAGAAAAUAACAUUUUUAGCUUCCUAUAGAUUUAGUUGUUACCCUAUCUCCCCAGGCAACACAACCUGUAUACCAAGUUAAGAAAUUAACUCCGCUAGAAGCAAAUCCAGAAUUCCAAAAACAUUUUUAAGUAGCAAAGAAUUUACUAGUAGAGUUUGAUAGAAAAAUCCUUUAAUCAAAACAAGUUUACAAUGUUGACACUUAUGGCUUAACUAGAAUAAAUCUGUUCAAAUUUAAGUUGUAUUAAGGACCAGAUAUAGUGUAAUAUCAAUAGUUCCCUCAAAACAGUGGGUCCUGGUUCCAUUGUAAGACCUCUCAAAAAGCAAAACUCCAACUGUUGAAAUAAUUCACUUUUCAUCUAUAGAUGAAAGCAAUUACCUGAGAGGUCAAAAACAUACAAUGCAUGUCACAUGCAAACACUGGUAUUAGUAUUAAGCCUUUUCCCCAUAUUCAUAGUUUUGAAACAUGAGAAGUGUCUUAGCUACUGAAAACCACCAACUGACCUAAUAUUCAAAAUAUCUUAGAAAUUCUAUCUGCUAAAUUACCCUUAAGUUUUGUUAACGUUGGCUUACCCUGACUUAAGUCCAUAUAUAUGAAUAUACAGACCAUCGAAAUACUCCUUUACUUUGUCUUACUGCCUCAGAGCAACAUGUAUUUCUAACUCCUCACAAUUCUGUCACAUGCAGGAUCUCUAAUAAUCCCCUUCUGAUAUAGCCUUGUUUUCAAAUAGGUUAGUUUUCUUAUAUAGUAUUUACUAUUUACUGCGUAAGAAUCAUGGAUUUUUUUUCCAAUUAAAAAAAUACUUAGUGACUUCCUUAAAUGAGUGUGACUUUUUAAAAAUUCAGAAACUUGAGACAGUUCUCAAAAAUAAACUUUUAUCAUUUACUUUUAGUUUCAGCUACUAGUGCCUGUAAAAGGAUCUUAGAUGGUAGAACCCUAAAGCCAGAUUCAUUCCUAUAUAUACCUAUUCUGCUUUCUGCAGGGAAGUCACGUGACUUCACUAAAUUCCCAGCCAUAAAACCUAAAUUACCUUCGAAAGUUAACAUGAGUUUUGUACCUCGUAGAAUUGUCAGUUCAACGUCAGUUGGGUAUCUAGUUGUCAUACAAAAAGGCAUACAGACCACAAAUUGUUACAAAGCAGCAGGAUAAUAAUGUAGCACAAUGUAGACUGUGAGAUUAAAAUUAACUUUUGAUAAAAUAAGUGAGUACUUGUAUAGAAGUAACAUUUUAUCUACCAUAAAAAUGCAUAACUUCUACAAAACCCACAAACAGUGAAAAGACAACUCUGGUAAAUCCAAUAUUUGUAAAAACUAUGCACAAAACCCACAGUAUUUGGGAAAGAGGAAAGGUUUAUACAAGUAGCAGUUUUAAAAAUGUAACUUUUUUCUACUAUCAAUUACACGUUAACAUACACACACUAAUUGAAAUUAUGCUACAACCAAUGUCUGGAAAAGCAGUUUAACAUUUCCUAAAUGAGUUUUCCCUCACACUUAGUGAAUAAUGUAGCUGUUAAUACUGCACAAGUACAAUUAGCAAUAAUGUUUAAUUACUUUUAAACAAAUAUAAAGGGAUUUUUCUCCCUCCAAACAAGUUUUCAACAUCAAAACCUAUGCUUAUAAAAAUUUAAAAUUUUCAGCAUUCUAAGUAUUUCAAAUGAAAACCAUUACAAACUUCUCAAAUGUUCUUUAUAUUCCAGGUAUGUCAACCUAAUUAUCUAGUGUAGAAUCCUUCAGAGAUAUUUCAGUCUCUCUCUCUUCAUUGGAUGGCCUAAAGAAAGGAAAGAAAGGGUUGUAAAUUUUAAAUGGCUGAGACUCUGGAGAUCAUCUAACAACCCACGAGACCUGAAAAGGCUCAGGUGAGCAUCUCCCCUCAAAGAUAAUCAAAUAGAGAUGGAAGUAAACCUAGAUUUAACAAAAUUCAGUUCAAUGCCUUUUCUAGUAUCCCCCCCAUCCCACAAUAUCUUGAAAAAGAUUCCUAAUAAACAGUAACCCACUCUCUUAUGGGUGGACCUCAUAUUUUGCACAGCAAAACAACUUCAAAUAAAUAUAUCCGUGCAUCUUUUUUUUUGGAAGUAAUCUCUGCUCCUGAACUCAUGACCUCAAGAUCAAGAGUUGCAUGCUCUACCGACUGAGCCAGCCAGGCGCCCCAACCAUGGCCCCAGCCAUGCACCAUAAAGAUGCAAAAAUUAUUUUACAAUACAGUGUUUAAUAUUCACACAAGGAAAUAAGUUUUAAACACUUUCUCAUUCAGUACUCAAAUACUUUAAAGAUUACUUUCUAUUAUGAGAUCAAAUGAUCAACCCAUUUUCCAAUUUCUUCCCUGCAACAAAAUGGGUUUAGAAUGUAAGAGAAAUUAAACAUACCUCAUUGCUGGCUUUUUCUUCAUGGUCAGUAUCUUCCUUUGAAACACUUGUUUCUUUUUCUUCAACUUCAACAUCAGAUGAUGCAUUCGAUUGCUUAGUUGAUGCCUAUAAACGACCAGGUCUAUUAACUUCACAAAGUACGAUUUUACCCCAUUUCAAAAUUUUCUACCCAUGAAAAAAUUCAAAAGCCUAUUUAGAAGUUAUAAAAGUAUCUUCAUUUCUGUUCCACAAAAUGCUUUUAACAUAUACAAUUUUUUAAAAAGCUUCAAAUUCUAUUAUUCCUUUAGAAAAGUAUUAUAAGGGGCUGUAUUCCUAUAACUGAGUGUAAAGGAUAAAACAGUGAGGCAGAAAUGGAAGUAACAUUACAAAGAAGACCAUUCUAGUGUUCUAACCAAUAAAUAUCCAACAAGAUACAAUGUAACGUGAUUUAGAAUAGCACAGACCUAUACUGUAUUCAACUACUGGCAUAUUCUAAAGAGAAACUUAUCUUAGAGCCUUAGCAAAGGACAUACAAGAGCUUUCUUGAAAGACUUUGAUCUAUAUCUCAUAUUUAGUUUAUUUAAAAUUCAGACUCUUGAGACGGGAUUUUGAUUUAAUAGGAGGUACUGAAUGGGAGUCCAAUCAUCUUUUUUGUUUUUUUUGUUUUUUUU